AUCUCCAAAUUUGACUUUUUUCUUUAUUUUUAAAUGUAUUUUUAAAUUUUUUUUCAAGUAUUAAUAUUUAUAGUGAUUGAAAAUAAUUUAUUCAUUUUGGAAUAACAAUUUUUGAAAGAUUGACACGAAAAUGGUGGAAUACUUGAAUUCGAAACUAAUUAUCGGCGCUGUGUUGUGCUUAACUAUUGGUGUCUUUUCAUUGGAUUCACAUGUGGAUGCUUCAGCUAUAAAAUCUAGAAGCAGCUCUGAAGAGAGUUCCGAAGAAAGUAACAAUAUUAUAGAAUGGGGCAGAGAUUGGGAUUGGAACAGAGACCGAGACAAGUAUAAAAGGAACUUUAAAUGUCCAUCGUCUUACGGUACCUUCUCCGAUAUUGAAGACUGCUCAGCAUAUUUCAUGUGUAACAAUUGGAAAUCCAAGUGGAAACCCUGUCAAAGAAGGACCCAUUUUGAUAGGUACAGAAAAGUAUGUCUUCCAUUCAAUAUUGCCAUAUGUGAUGACGGAAGUGAUGACAAAAAAACGACGAAUGAUGUAAUUGGAACCACAACUCCUAGCGCAGCUCCAUUCAAGUGUAAAAGUUUCGUGGGAAUUUAUGCUGAUCCAAAUGACUGUUCCAAAUACUACAAAUGCGCCUUCUUUAAAAAAAGUUUGAAGAGUUGCGAGAAGAAUUUUCUUUUUGACAGAGUCAGGAAACGGUGCAAACCAGAAAGGGAAGUGGACUGUGGAUCAAGAAAAAGACCGAUAAGUGAAACCACAGUCGGUACAACUCCUAUACCAGCAACAUCAGAACCUAUUACAACUUCCUCACAACCGACCACCACCCCACCUACCACUCCACUGCCUACCUGCACCCCACCUACCACUCCACUGCCCACCUGCACCCCACCAACCACUCCACAGUCUACCACCAUCCCACCUACCACUACACAACCAACCACCACCCCACUUACCACUACACAGUCAACCACCACCCCGCCCACCACUACACAACCAACCACCACCCCACUUACCAUUACACCGCCAACCACCACCCCGCCCACCACUAUACAACCAACCACUACCCCACCUACAACUCCACAGCAUUCCACUCCAACUCCAAAACCAACUGGGCCUCCUGAAACAGAUUGUGAUGAGGAUGAUUUGGAUUGCAUCAUUAAAGAAACUGGAGAGAUUUCUGUAUGGUUUGAAUGCCCAGAAGCAAUUGGAGCCUAUCGCCAUCCAAGUAGCAAUAAGCUCUUCAUUUUCUGCAAGAAUUGGAAACCUUUAGUGAAGAAGUGUGGUCAGAAAUCAGUGUAUUCUGAACAAAUGAGAACUUGCGUUGCGCCAUAA
Molecule: messenger RNA, 1327 nt
Organism: Parasteatoda tepidariorum (common house spider)
Lineage: Eukaryota; Metazoa; Arthropoda; Arachnida; Araneae; Theridiidae
Cellular component (GO): extracellular region
Molecular function (GO): chitin binding
Source: RefSeq, a predicted model, not a curated record